AGAGAAAGGGCGACGUGGGUUUCUCCUUACUCAGAAAUUUCUGUGAGAGCACCACCGGUUUUGAAGCUCUAAGCUGUAGUGAUGGUUUUCUGCUUGUUUUUCCUUCUGGGUGGCUAGAACUGGAAGAGAGAUGGGAGAAAAGGAAAUUCUUGAAGCAGAGGACAAUAUUGCCUUGCCACUUCUUCCACCUUUAACUGUUGCAGUGGCUAUUAGUGGUAGUGGACAAAGCAAUUCCAUUCUCAGAUGGGCACUGGAGACGUUCAUUCCCGAGGGGAGAAUUUUAUUCAAGUUGUUGCAUGUUCGCCCAAAAGUUUCUACAAUCCCUAGUCCCUUGGGUAACCUUCCUCUCUCUCAAGUACGAGAAAAUGUAGCAGCUGGAUACAUAAUGGAAGUGGAAAGAAAAACAAGUGAAAUGCUUCUUCCCUACAAGCAAAUGUGUACUAAAAGAAAGGUGCAAGUAGAUGUCGUGGUGAUUGAAGCAGAUGAUGUAGCACGUACAGUAUCUGGAGAGGUUGCCAAGUUCACCAUCAGCAAGCUUGUCAUAGGAGCUUCAUCCCAUAGCUUGUUCAGAAGGAAACUUAAGGGCCAAAAUAUAUCCUCAAGAAUCUCAGAAUGCACACCCAGAUUUUGUACAGUCUACGUUGUAUCAAAUGGAAAUUUGAAAUCUGUGCGUCCAUCAACUUCAGAGCCAAACAUCAGCACUAAAGGUGAAAGUGGUGAUACAAGUGAUUCUGACAACAGUUCAAGUUAUGGUUUCAGCUUACUAACAGAAUCAACUCCAAACCAUUCUAGAGGUCCAUCUGGGGAUACCAAUGAUGUGGAGGAUGUUAUGAGUUCAUAUUCCGGUGAUGGAGAUAUCCGAAAUGUUGUAAGUAGAUUUUCUAGUUAUGAAAGCUUUCAGACAGAUUAUGGAUCAUGUGUAUCUGCUUGUGCAUCCACUUCAGAAGCUCCAACUGACUUUGGUUCAUUAGGAGGGCAGGUUGAUAUUAACUUUGAGUUAGAAAGGCUGAGAAUUGAACUCAGACAUGCCAAAGGAAUGUAUGCAAUAGCUCAACAAGAGAAAGUCGAUGCAUCUCGGAAGCUAAAUGAUCUAAGUAAACGCUGGAAGGAAGAAGCAGUUAAGGUCAUGGAGGUCACCUCCAAGGAGGAGGAAGCUAGAGAAUUGGCAAGACAAGAGAAAAAGAAACAUGAAGCAGCGACGAAGGAAGCUGAGUACAUAAAAGAAUGUGCCGAAAGAGAAGCUUUACAAAGGAAGCAAUUUGAGAUUAAAGCCAACCAGGAUGCCAAAGAGAAAGAAAAGCUUGAGAAAGCCCUUACAAGUCCUGAUCAGCCAUAUGAAAUUUUCACAUGGGAAGAGAUUGUAUCAGCAACUUCAUCAUUCUCUGAUGAUCUUAGGAUUGGGAUGGGAGCAUAUGGUUCAGUUUACAAGUGUUGUUUGAAUUAUACAACCGCAGCUGUGAAAGUCCUUCACUCCAAAGAGAGUCAGUGGACCAAGCAAUUCCAACAGGAGAUUGAAGUCUUGAGCAAAAUCCGUCAUCCCCAUUUGCUUCUUCUUCUUGGAGCCUGUCCUGAUCAUGGCUGCCUAGUUUAUGAGUACAUGAAGCAUGGGAGCCUGGAUGAGAGGUUGCUUGGGAAAUAUAAUACACCCCCCAUCCCAUGGUUUGAUCGGUACCGAAUAGCUUGGGAAGUAGCCUCUGCCUUGAUUUUCCUACACAACUCAAAACCAAAACCAAUCAUCCAUUGUGAUCUGAAACCAGCAAACAUCUUGCUUGAUCAUAACUUUGUCAGCAAGAUAGGUGAUGUAGGCCUUUCCAUGUUGCUUCCUUCAGACCCUUCUUCAGUAGCUACCAUGUACAGGGAUUCAGGCCUUGUUGGGACUCUUUGCUACCUAGAUCCCGAGUAUCAACGGACUGGGUUGAUCUCACCCAAGUCCGAUGUUUAUGCGUUUGGAAUGGUGAUCUUGCAGUUGCUAACUGCAAAACCUGCCAUUGCAUUGACCCGCAUAGUGGAAAAGGCUAUAGAAGAUGGCCGCUUGAUGGACAUUUUGGAUUUGGAGGCUGGGGAGUGGCCAAUUGAAGAAACACAAGAAUUGGCUGUAUUGGGAUUGAGCUGCACAGAACUACGCCGCCGUGACAGACCUGAUUUGAAGACACAAGUCCUUCCUAUUUUGGAGAAAUUGAAAGAGAUUGCUGAUAAGGCCAGAGAUUUGGCACCCAGUGUCGGAUCAUCCCCUCCACAACAUUUCCUCUGCCCAAUAUUUCAAGAUGUAAUACAUGAUCCCUGUGUUGCUGCAGACGGCUACACGUAUGACCGCAAAGCAAUUGAGUCAUGGCUCAAAGACAAUGAUAACUCACCAAUGACUAAUUUACCUUUAGCCAAUAAGAAUCUUAUACCAAAUUAUUCUCUUCUUUCUGCAAUUAUGGAGUGGAAGUCCAGAAGGUAAUGGCACCUGACCCUCUCAAUUCAGCUGAACAUCCAUGGGCUCUCUCUGAUCUUCAAGAUAAUUUUUUUUU
Telopea speciosissima is the source of this 2513-nucleotide messenger RNA. Its product is annotated as U-box domain-containing protein 35-like. The transcript is spliced from 10 exons. Lineage: Eukaryota; Viridiplantae; Streptophyta; Magnoliopsida; Proteales; Proteaceae. The record is from RefSeq and is a predicted model, not a curated record. Gene Ontology annotation, molecular function: ATP binding; ubiquitin-protein transferase activity; protein kinase activity. Bases 131 to 2443 code for a protein of 770 amino acids. Gene Ontology annotation, biological process: protein ubiquitination; protein phosphorylation.